Messenger RNA from Patella vulgata (common limpet), 3345 nucleotides. RefSeq names its product putative polypeptide N-acetylgalactosaminyltransferase 10. The coding region runs from base 761 to 2593 and encodes 610 amino acids. The record is from RefSeq and is a predicted model, not a curated record. Lineage: Eukaryota; Metazoa; Mollusca; Gastropoda; Patellidae. Gene Ontology annotation, cellular component: Golgi apparatus. The transcript has 12 exons.
GAUAAGACUCAGUGAAAGACAAGCUCAAGAAAAUGUUGACGUGUAAAAACUAUCUUAUAAUCAAUCCAUGACUUGUCUUUGCAACUGGUUGUAACACAACGGCAAACUCUUACAUGUCUGUUGUAUGAUGUGGGGUUAUUGGAUAAUACGGGAAAGUAGUGUAGGAUAACUGUUAUUAAUCAAAACUCGGGCAUGCACCCUGAAUUCGACCAGUGACUUCUGUCAAGACAUGUUGAUUUUCAUGUGCUUUGGUGGUUAUGUGAAAACUUAACAUUUAUAUAGGACCUCUCAAUAUCAACGUUUUUGUUACACACGAGGAUUAUAUAAGUCAUACGUUGGAAUUUGUUUUAAUUUAUCACACAGACAAUAUAUUAAUAUGCUUUCUCUCAUCAUAUGAUGCAUUACAACCGAAUAAUAAAAUGUUCUGUAUGUAGCCGUAGUAGGAUACUUUACUUACAAAAAGGUGUGUAGAUUACCAACCGGCCUAACUAAAUACACGUAUAUAUAGUCGAUAAUACAGAGGAUAUUUUAUUAUCAGCUGGGAAGAUAUCAAAAUUGAUUUAUGUAUUCCCCCAAAAAUCAAUUGUUACUUUAAUCAGUGGAAGAUAGGAGCAAUUAUUAUAGUCAGUUCGAGAAUAGGCAAAGGCCUAAGAUCAACAAAGUAGCAGGAAGUUGAUAUUUUAAUCUAGACAGUUAUAAAUUUCUAAUAUCCAGUGCAGCUGGAACUGCCCAUACACUUCAUAAUACUACAGACAGCAUCAUGAGAAGGAAUACUAUUACUUUAAUCAAAUAUUUACUUGGUGCUGCAAUAUUUUUGGCGGCAGGACCCAUGGUGUUACGGUAUCUAUUUGGAAAUAGACCACCACCCAGUGUAAAAGAAAAGCUUGUUGUGGUUGAUAAUCAUCUUGUUAAUGAUGUGAAUAAUCAAGUACAUGCUGCUGAUGAUUCGGGUCCAGGUGCUGAUAUUGCACAUGGUGAAACUAGAUUGGUUGAUUGGCAUGAUUAUAAAGCUAUAGCUAAAGAAGAACAAAGAACAGGACCAGGUGAACAAGGCAGUGCUGUUAUUUUAUCAGCUGAAGAAGAAAAGAAGAAAGGAGAUUUAUAUAAAGUUAACGGUUUUAAUGCCUAUACUAGUGAUAAAAUAUCAUUACAAAGAGCUUUAAAAGAUAUUCGUCAUCCACAGUGCAAAACGAAGAAAUAUUUAAAUAAAUUACCAACAGCUAGUGUUAUUGUUCCAUUUCAUAAUGAACAUUGGUCAACUUUAUUACGGACAGCUCAGAGUGUCAUCGACAGAUCUCCUAAACAUCUAUUGAAAGAAGUUAUUUUAGUAGAUGAUUUUAGCUCAAAAGAACAUUGUAAACAACCUUUAGAUGAUUAUGUUAAUGAACAUUAUACUAAUGUACGAGUUGUUAGAGCCAAGAAGAGGGAAGGGUUAAUACGAACCCGUCUACUAGGAGCUAGAGCUGCUAAAGGAGAUGUAGUGAUAUUUCUUGAUUCUCAUUGUGAAGCUAACAUCAACUGGUUACCACCUUUAUUAGAUCCGAUAGCACAAGAUAAGAAAAAUGUAGUAUGCCCGUUUAUAGAUGUGAUAGACUACGAGACAUUUGCCUAUAGAGCUCAAGAUGAAGGUGCCAGAGGGGCGUUUGAUUGGGAAUUUUUCUACAAACGUCUGCCAUUAUUAGAUGAAGAUAAAAAACAUCCUGCUGAUCCAUUCAAGAGCCCAGUAAUGGCUGGUGGAUUAUUUGCCAUGGACAGAGAUUGGUUCUGGGAACUAGGAGGUUAUGACCCAGGUUUAGAUAUUUGGGGAGGAGAACAGUAUGAACUGUCUUUUAAGAUAUGGCAGUGUGGUGGAAUGAUGGUAGAUGCACCUUGUUCUAGGAUAGGUCAUGUUUAUAGAAAAUUUGCUCCAUUCCCUAAUCCUGGUGUUGGAGAUUUUAUAGGAAGGAAUUAUAAAAGAGUAGCCGAGGUAUGGAUGGAUGAAUAUGCUGAAUAUCUAUAUAAAAGACGACCACAUUAUAGAAAUGUUGAUGCUGGAGAUAUAUCUGAACAGAAGGCUAUCCGAGAAAGAUUACAUUGUAAACCUUUUAAAUGGUUUAUGGAAGAAGUGGCCUUUGAUCUACCUAAAUUUUACCCUCCAGUAGAACCAACACCCAUGGCCUCAGGCGAGAUCCGUAAUAAAGCCAGUGAUAUGUGCAUUGAUACAAGAUUUAAAGGAGCUAAUGAAAGAUUUGAGAUAGAAAAAUGUGUUAAAGAUGGUGGAGGGGCUAAUGGAGAACAGCAAUUUGAGUUUUCAUGGCACAAAGAUUUGAGACCUAGAUCUAGAACAGUUUGUUUUGAUGUAUCUAGUUCUGUACCUAAAGCACCUGUUAUAUUAUAUAAUUGUCAUGGUAUGCAAGGUAAUCAACGAUUUAGAUAUAAUUUGGAUACCCACCAGUUAUAUCAUCCUGUAAGUGGUCAAUGUUUAGACUGUGAUAAAGACAAUCAUGAAAUAUAUAUGAACCCAUGUGACAAAUCAUCAGACACUCAAGUCUGGAUGUUUGAAAAAAUUGAAGAAGAACAAGUAAGGAAAGAUUGGGAUGUACCAUUAGAGUGAUGGGGCCUUUAAAUUUUUAAUUUAGAUUUUGUUUGGUAUACAUCAAGUAUGAUGCCAGGUGUAUGGAAAUUUUAGAAUGAGCAUUCAUAAAAAAUCACACAAAAUGUCUUAUUCAAACUGUCUUAUGCAAUUGAAGUUAAAUUCUUCAACAGCUUACGAAUGUUCAUAGAUGCCAUACUUUGUCGUUUUUAUUAAAAACUAAUAAGUAAUUUUAUUACAUAAUUUAUGUAAUUUUAAAUUUAUGCAAGUUAAUUCAAUGUUUGCCUUGAUACUUACAUGUUUAUAUAAUUAAAAGAAAUCAAGUUAUUUAGUCAUAAAUUAAAUGAGAUUAAUAUAAAUCCAGACGUCCAGUGAUUAUCUUGUCUCAGUUAGGCCAGUACAACUAGAUCAUUGUCUAAAAUAUCUUGAUCUCAACUGUAUAUUACAAUUCCAUAAAUAUAGUUUAGCCAGAUAUCAGGAUAUUGUCUUCAGCUAACAUCUCACUGUAGACUUGUAAUUGUUAAUUUAUAGGCUGCAUUCUUUAGAAAUCCACCUUUAGAAUUAUUCUGCACAGAAUGCUAGAAUUUACAAUAGGCCAACUGGGAGGCAAAAUACUAAUCAAUCAACAAGGGUGAAAUAAUCCAAUGAUAUGUUGUUUAUUUUCUUUGUUACGAUUGGAUUCCUGUUAGAUAUCUACCUGUUAUUGCAUGAAAAUAAGAAGGUUAUGAUACAUUCAAUGGUUACAGCACAUAGGCUUAUUCAUGUGUAUAGUC